Messenger RNA from Daucus carota subsp. sativus, 1239 nucleotides. Its product is annotated as abscisic acid receptor PYL3. Gene Ontology annotation, biological process: abscisic acid-activated signaling pathway. The transcript has 3 exons. NCBI's taxonomy places the organism in Eukaryota, Viridiplantae, Streptophyta, Magnoliopsida, Apiales, Apiaceae. Gene Ontology annotation, molecular function: protein phosphatase inhibitor activity; abscisic acid binding; signaling receptor activity. Bases 235 to 786 code for a protein of 183 amino acids. Gene Ontology annotation, cellular component: cytoplasm; nucleus. The record is from RefSeq and is a predicted model, not a curated record.
CUCAGGAGGGCAGUUUGGACAAACGACACAAGCGCAGAACGGACAAGAACAUCGGCACACGGUAAUAAGACGAUCUGAAAAGGGAAAGUACAGAUAAACACACACAAAACUACUAUGUAAUCAUCUAUUCUUACACAUGUACAAACAAUUUGACUUAGCUUCGUGUUGCUGUAAUUAAAGCCAGCUCUCUAUUGAUGAUUUAAAGACUAUUUGAGCUGAAAUUCAAGGUUAAAAAUGGGAGAUUUAGUAGGAGCUGAGAAGGAGUAUAUUAGAAGGCAUCAUAAUCACGCAGCUGCUGAGAAUCAAUGCACUUCUCUGCUCAUCAAGCACAUCAGAGCUCCGGUUCAUCUCGUGUGGUCACUAGUAAGGAGAUUUGAUCAACCUCAGAAGUACAAGCCCUUUGUUAGCAGGUGCAUUGUGCAGGGAGAUCUUGGGAUUGGAAGUCUAAGAGAAGUUAAUGUAAAGUCAGGCCUUCCUGCCACCACUAGUUUUGAAAGGUUGGAGCUUCUUGAUGAUAACGAGCACGUUCUUAGCAUCCGGAUCGUUGGUGGUGACCACAGGCUCAGGAACUAUUCUUCAAUUCUAUCCGUCCAUCCAGAGAUCAUUGAAGGUAGACCAGGGACCAUAGUUAUUGAAUCCUUUGUCGUAGAUGUGCCUGAAGGAAACACCAAAGACGAGACAUGCUACUUUGUUGAAGCAUUGAUCAAAUGCAACCUGAAAUCACUUGCUGAAGUAUCUGAGCGACUUGCAGUGCAGGGCCGGACUGAGCCCAUUGAUCGAAUGUAGAUGUGCUACUAAAACUAUGUGGUGAAGGUUGCACAUACUGGACUUUCUGAAGUUUCCAUAAUUUUAUUGGGCAGGAUUGGGGGACAGACUGGUAGCAAUUCUCUUUCAUCUACCCCAUACAAUUCGUGCUCUUCUUUCUUCCCUGGUUUCUGAUGUUCUAUAUCUCAGUUUUGAAAUUAGUUUGGAUUGCUUUAAUGUAGCUUAACAACCUCAGCUUAAUAAAGGUCUCUGUCGAGAAGUACAAAAGAAAUAUCUCUCAGAUGUGAAGUUUUGCCACUGGUGGUAUAUCACCCUCUGUAAGUAUGUCUUGGAAAAGGAUUUAUUUCGGUGUUCCAGUUGUAGCUUCCUGAUGUCCUCAAAGGUGAAUUAUGUAAAAUGCUAAUUUAUAGACCGUCGUUGUAUCACUACAGAGAUUUUAAUAAGUUUAUUAAAAUAACUAUCAUCGUCGGCUGA